Messenger RNA from Ilyonectria robusta, 1014 nucleotides. RefSeq lists its product as uncharacterized. NCBI's taxonomy places the organism in Eukaryota, Fungi, Ascomycota, Sordariomycetes, Hypocreales, Nectriaceae. The record is from RefSeq and is a predicted model, not a curated record. Bases 203 to 754 code for a protein of 183 amino acids. The transcript has a single exon.
UGUUCGCUCAGGACUCGAGCAGAGGAGAGAGUAACAAAGACAGAGUCCUCUGCAGCAUAAGUCGCCGAGGAUUCUGUUCUACUCCUCAACGUGACAUGUGAACCGUGCUCUCGUGUUGCAAAUGGGACUUCUCUGGCGAUUCCUCCAACCCGUACCAGUGACUUCUAGACGUCAAGUCCUCAUGUAGUAGCGAAGCGAACAAAUGAGAGCACCCAGCAUCUUCUGCGAACGAGUCGACUGUGACGUCGGAGUCACCCCAAACUCGUUGGUUUCUAGACCACUUCUCAGCUCUCCGCACCCAUCUUUGCUUUCAUUGCCAAGAAAUGGUGCUGUUGCCGAGGUUAACUCAGCCAUUUCCGGUUGCCCGCUGAGGCGCCGUGAUAUGAAGCCAAGUGGCCUGACAACAACAAAGACUAAGACGCCCGGUCUGUCAGCUCCGCCACGGGAGGACCCGUGCUCGGAUAGGGAGCCCUGGGAGGCCAGAUUUGCGCCAUCUCAUCAUGCCAGAACCCAAGAUUAUCGAGGCGCCUCAUCUGUUUCUGCAUCUUCUCCUUUCGUCAUCAGUCCACUCCCCCGGAAACAUCAUCAUGGGUCCACACAACCAAUACAUCGGUCAGGUCAGGGGUUCGUCGAAACCAGAGCAGUGACAGCACUUAUCGUGCAUUUGCUUCAUCGUGGUUGUGUCUCUCGGGGGGAUUAUCCGCUACCCGGUGGAAACCCAUGCAUGAUCCUUGCUGGCACAUGUCCACCUUGAUCCGGUGUGGAUGCAUGAACUUAUCCACACGGCUCCCGGGAAACUUACGCCCUGCCUGUUGCAUCACGCCAUCUUCUUUAUGCUACCCAGAUGUUGUCUCGGAGUCGAUCAUGGACCGUUAAAGCUUUGGUUAUCACAGGCACCCUCACAUUGGACAAUCGUAACAUAGAUGUUGAAGAGUUGAUAGGAGUCUGUUUUCCCCCUAGCUCAUUGAUUCUUCAUUUAGAACUCGAAAACCCAGUACCUAACCCUGAAGCAAC